UAUCUCACUCCUCUCACUCAUUGGAGUUUGCAGCAGAAUCAUCAUCAUCAUCACCACCAUCAUAUUAUUCACCAUCCCCCCCUCUCUCUCUUUCUCUCUCUCUCUCUCUCUCUCUCUUUGUGAAAUAUAAAUUAUAACCCAAUCUUACUGUUGGUUUCCUUGCCUCUCACUCCCUCAACAGUGAUCCUUAACCAAGGAAUGUGAUGCCCCGAGCCUCCACAGUACACACACACACACACACACACACCCCAUACUCUCCUCCCCUCCUCCAUGGAAUUUGUGUCACUGUCCUUCUCCUGCUUCUUCCUGCAGCAGCAGCUAUCUGUGUGAAGAGUAGUUAGAAUUGGUGGAAUGAGGUGUGGUUGGGUGUGUUAAAGAGUGAGUGAGUGUGUGUGUGUGUGUGUGAGAGAGAGAGAGAGAGAGAGAGAGAGAGAGUAGUAUUAGUAUAAGUAUAAGAUUGAAGUUGCGAAGAAGAGAUUUGUUAAGAACCCCAAAAAAAGAAAAAAAAAAAGAAAAAAAAAAAGAGGGGAAGCAAAAAGCAAAAAUUGGGGUAAUUUCAUGGAUUGGGACGCAAAAUUGUCUCCCUGGGACCUGUCAGAAUUCGAUCAGGCCUCUGACGCGACCAUGGGCUCCAUGGUCGGCGGCAGCGGCGGCGGCGGCAAGAACUGCUCGGUCGAUCUCAAACUCGGAGGGUUGGGGGAUUUCGCUCCGGCGGCGCCGGAGAAGUGGCGGGAACAGUCUGCCAAGGCCCCGCCCUCCGCCGCGCCCUCGAAGCGCGCGCGCGGGCCCGGCGGCUCCUCGCAGGCCGCCGCCUCCUGCCUCGUCGACGGCUGCAAUUCCGACCUCAGCAGCUGCCGGGACUACCACCGCCGGCACAAGGUCUGCGAAGUCCACUCCAAGACCCCCAUCGUCCUGGUCGGCGGCCAGGAGCAGAGAUUUUGCCAGCAGUGCAGCAGGUUUCACUUGCUAGCGGAGUUUGAUGAGGUGAAAAGAAGCUGUAGGAAACGGCUAGAUGGGCACAACCGACGCCGAAGGAAGCCUCAGCCGGAGCCCAUUAGUCCCGGGAUUUUGUUCUCUAAUCAGCACCAAGCGACGCAGUUUUCGAACUAUCCGCCAAUAUUUACGGCUGCAGCGACAGAGCCAAGCUGGGCCAGCAUCAUGAAAGCCGAGGAGAAUGACGCGAUUCCCCUCUACCCGCAUCCCCACCACCCGCCGCUCCAGCUCGUCGACAGGACGCAGACGAUCCCGGCGUCCUUCUCCAGCGCUUUCAAGGAGCAGAAGCGCUUCCCCUUCUUGCAGGAAAAAGACGAUACCGCCCUCCCCGUCAGACCUGCGCUGAAACCCGUCCCGCACGGACUAGCCCAAGUUCUGGACUCCUCUGAUUGUGCUCUCUCUCUUCUGUCAUCGCCUCCCACGGCUCAGAACUCGAGCAUCACCAACGCGAUCCCGAUGGGUCAGUCGAUGGUCUCGGCCGUGCAUUACGGGGGUUCGGGCGACUUCUCAGCGUCUGGGUUUUCUUGUGAUGAGAAUGCGGGGAGUGUUGUUCUUGUUCCUGACGCCGGUGGCAGCGAGCUUCAGCAUCAUUGUCAGGCUAUGUUUCAUGGCGGCGGCGGCGGCAGAGGGGGGCAAGGGUCCUCAGAUGGUAACUCUCAAGCUCUUCCCUUCAUGUGGCAGUGAUUAAUCUGUUUAGUAUGAUAAUCUCUUUGUUAACUCAUAACAUCUACUAGAUUUUUUUUUUUUUUUUUUUUUUUUUUGGUGUGUACAUUUCUGGGUUGACUGAGGUUCUUGAAACUAGUGACUGAAUCAGCUGUCUACCAGUUUUUUUUUUUUUCCUUUGUUUAUAAAUAAUGUUAUUAUUAUACUCUUGACCGGAGAUCCUCUGGGAGUAACUCUAUUUGCCUCUUCUGGUAAAAAUGUAUGGAUACCCCCUCAGCUAUAGGACAUUAUGAAAGGGACGCCUCAACUUUUUACUCCCUUUUACUUUUUGUGAUUUAAA
Ananas comosus (pineapple) is the source of this 1996-nucleotide messenger RNA. RefSeq names its product squamosa promoter-binding-like protein 16. Bases 559 to 1677 code for a protein of 372 amino acids. Gene Ontology annotation, cellular component: nucleus. Gene Ontology annotation, molecular function: DNA binding. The transcript has 4 exons. Lineage: Eukaryota; Viridiplantae; Streptophyta; Magnoliopsida; Poales; Bromeliaceae. The record is from RefSeq and is a predicted model, not a curated record.